This is a messenger RNA of Malaclemys terrapin pileata, 3496 nucleotides long. Its product is annotated as vascular cell adhesion protein 1-like. Gene Ontology annotation, molecular function: integrin binding. Lineage: Eukaryota; Metazoa; Chordata; Testudines; Emydidae. The record is from RefSeq and is a predicted model, not a curated record. Gene Ontology annotation, cellular component: membrane. Gene Ontology annotation, biological process: cell-cell adhesion. Bases 85 to 1161 code for a protein of 358 amino acids. The transcript is spliced from 5 exons.
CCGUGUUUCUUCAGAGAGAACAGAGAUCCAGGGUUUGGAGCUAGCUUUCUUUUCAUAAUAUAUCAAUUGCAAAAAUUUACACAAAUGGGAAGAAUAAUUUCAUCAGUGACAGUGCUUUUACUGGGGUUUGUGACUUCUAAAGCUUUUGACAUUAAGAUUACACCUGACUACAACGUUCCUGCUCAGAUUGGAGAUAAACUUGAGUUGACCUGUAGUACUACUGGCUGUGAAUCCCCAAGUUUCUCUUGGAGAACCCAGAUGGACAACCCCCUAGGUGGGUCAGUGACCAACAUGGGGAGCAGCUCCAUCUUGACCAUGGAUCCUGUUGGCAUUGAGAAUGAGCAUGAGUAUCUCUGCAGUGCAUGUUGUGGCAGUCAGAAAGAAGAAAGAAGCAUCAGGGUUGAUGUUUACUCUUUUCCCAGUGAUCCAGUCAUUGAGAUCAGCACACCCCUGAAUGUUGGGGAAAAAGCCAAUAUCACCUGUAUGGUUCCCAAAGUGUAUCCUUCUGAGCGUUUGACAAUGCAGCUGAAGAAAGAUGGAUCUGUUCUUGGCAUGAAAGAAUUUUUUGGGGAAGGAAGCACCGUAACCACAGAGACAAAAAGUCUGCCAUUGACUUUUAUCCCCACCUUUGAAGACAUUGGGAAAGCGAUUACUUGUGUGGCUGAAUUACCAAUUGAUGAAAUGGAAUUUGAACCCAAGAAAAGACAGACUUCACAGAGAUUGAGUGUAAACUAUGGACCAAGAAAUACGACGGUCUCUGUCACCCCCUCCACCACAGUGAAAGAAGGGGGAGCUGUGACAAUGACAUGUACCAGCUAUGGUAAUCCAUCUCCAAAGAUCUCCUGGACAAAGCAUUCGAUCAGUGGAGAGUCGCAGUUUCUUUCUGAAAAUGCAACUUUAACUAUAAAUAACGUAAAGGCUGAAGACUUGGGGCUUUAUGAGUGUGAAGGAGUUAACCAGUUUGGAAGAGAGAAGAAAACUGUGGACUUAACUGUUCAAGAAAUGGUGAAAGAAACAGAUUUUGUGAUUCCUGUGAUUGUUGUGCUCUCUUGUUUAUCAACAGUGGCAACCCCUGCACUUGCAAUAUUGGUUUACAGGUCAAGGAAAGCAAAGAUAAAUGGAUCUUACAGUCCUGUAAAUGCACCAAAACCAAAUGUUUAAGCAAGUGACUUACCUUCUUCAUUCCAUGACCUUAUAUGACAUGCAAGUGACUUUUUGUAACACUGUCGUGAAAAACAUGAAAAAAUGUUCUGUACUGUGAUAAAUACAACAGCCUUUACAUUAAAGGGAAAAAUAAGACACUGCCUUAGAAAUAGGUGAAUUGCUUCCCUAAUGAAGCAUGCUCAACAAGAAGAGUUCUUUGAAGUGCUAAGUUUGUAGAUAGUAUCCCAUUUCCUAUACAUAUGUAUUAUAAACACAUUCAAGUGAACACCAGUUUGGAAAUUCCAAUAUCCUAUUGCAGCUGUACAUAGAACUGUUGUUUCCUGAGAUAUAAACCAACACUAUUUGAACUGAUUAGACUAUUUUGGCAUUACUUAAUAGUGAGUGUUUUAAAUAUAAUUUGUGUAAAUGUUUGGUCGUGGUACUUUCCUACUGCAUGUAAUGUGUUCCAGGUCCUCCUCUUAUUUAUGCCAACAUAACUCCAUUGGCUCCAGUAAAAGUGCAUAGUAUAAAUGAGAAGAGAAUUUGGCCUUUUGUUUCUAAUUAAUUGUCACAAAUGUAAAUCCUUCAGAGUCAAUUAAAAACUUUUAAACUUUUGUUUAAUAAAUGUGCCAAAGCUUUUGAUACGCAUGUAACAAUUAUAAAUGUAAUUCAGCAAGUAUCUGUUUGGGGUUAAGAUAUAAUCAACUAUAACAUGUGAGAUGUACAAUGGUAUGGUAUUUAUUUGGGGUCUUGUUACUUCAAAGUAUAUAGCAAGAUUUUCAUUGACUUCACUGUGUGCAGGCCCAUAAUUUAGAAGUUAACUCUAAAUAGACAUGCUUUAUAGACUUUUGCACUAAAAUAAAUCCACCUUGGGGUAUUGCCGUUAAUCAUAAAUGGUAAUAAGGCUCCAAUACACAUAUUCAACUCUUAUUGAAUAGACACAGAAUUUGUGAUCUAACAUAUUUAGAUGAAGUUUCUAAAUAUUUCACUGUCUCCUGUUCUUGGUACUGUAUUUUUGUUCAUAGAAAUGUUUAUUCAGUUGAAAUUCCCAACCAAUGCCCAUGUAAUAGUGAGAUGCAACAUGUAUGUUUACUUUAUUCCCACUUGUUAAUCCUUAUUUCUUUAAAAAGCAAAGUGGUCAAAAUGCUGAAACUAGGUGGUGUAUUUAUUUAUUUUGUUUUCUAUCUUGUAUGGUGUGUGUAACAAUAAUGGGACCCAGGACACAGACUGGCCUGUAUGAGGGAAAACUCAGAGAGUUAAUGUGUAUAUUCUAUAGAUGGCACCAACACAAAAGCAGCAGUUGCAGUAGAUUUAGUAAGUAUUAUGAAUUAGUUGUCACAAAGCAGUAUAUGGUCCUGGGUACUAGAAAAUUCUGUCAGGAGAAAAAAUGAAGAGAUGCCAGUCUGUUAAUCUAUGUAAAAGACACCUAACAUGCUGCUUCUGCCAAUCCUGAAGAAAGAAAGAUCUUCCCUAGUUAAGGAAGCAUGCGAUAAAGCAGGACUCAGGGCCUGGAGCACAACUCCAAGGGAGUAAAAAGUCUGCCAGGGUCAUCUCUUCUUAACAAUACAUUGGGCCUGGCUGGGCCUCUCAGAGUUGAAUUUGCCCCCUAGAACUUCACACUGGUUCUCUCCCUUCUGCUUGGAAAGCGGAACCACAGCUUCUGUGGUAUCAUUGAGAUACUGGCAGGCCUCGUGGCAACCUGUGCCAAGGCUUUAGGCCUCAGCCAAACACUGACAAAGUAAUUGCUGGGAACCUGGUCUUUGUGUUAGUAUGGUUAAGAGGGUAUUGAACUUAUAUCAAUGUGUUUAGUGUUUAGACCUUAUGAAAUGCUUAUAAGUUGCAACAUGCCUUAAUGUCACAGAUCAUUUCUUUAUCACAUGCUAUGCGGUAACAUUUAAGUUUUUGCUUUGUAACUAUAGAACUGUGAACCAGGCAGGAGGGAUCAUCUCCUGCCCCUCAAGAAGGCCUAUCAAAAAUAAGUGUGCCACUGUGGAACAUCACAAUACAAAGACAUUGUUAAUUAUCCCCUUGCACCCAUGAAGAGGCUAUGUGCAAAAGGGCUUGUCCCAUAAGCUUGAAUUCUGGAAGAAGAAAAUAAAAACAGCUGACAAGAAAUUUUUUUCAUCUCUUUUUCUGUUCGACUCUUACAGGGCCAGAGCUACGAAAGAGAAUCUGAGAUCCCCAGGGUCAAUCUGGGUUAGCCCUAAAAGACAUUUAGAGCUGACAGAUCACUACAACCUUAUCACUUUGUAAAACCAUAGACUAACUCAUUUGUAUGUAUGCUUGCCACCUUUAACUUUGUAAUAAUUCUAAUUCUUUUCUUAGUUAAUAAAUCCUUAGAUAGUUUACUAUA